AUUUGAUGCUUAAAGUGAGUAGCUAAUGGCUGACGUGGAAGGAUGACAUGAAACAGACAUAUGGUGCGGCGGAGGAGCCGUGCAGCUGGGAGAGGGCUGCCCACACUGUGAAUUUGCUGCUCGCCAAUGAGUGUCCGUGCCACUUGGCCCCCAUCCUAGCUCUGACACUGCACUCCUGGUGCCACCUCACAGUGCAGCUGACAGAUUCCCUUCCUUCUUUUUGUGUGUACUUUUAAUUUGAAUGCUAUGCAAACCUGCAAAUAGCAAAAGAAGAUGGGUGUUCAACUGGUUAUUCAGGCCAUUGAACUUCUGCACUGACUUUUUUGACCAUCCGAAAAAAUCAAAGGCAUGCGUGUUUGUUUCUUGAAAGAGAAACAUGCUUUUACCUUUUGUAGUCUAGAGGACUACUUGUUUUAAUGAACACAACAAAAAAAACUGCGUUUUCUUCGUGCAGUAGCUCCUGAAAGCUCAAGGCGCCUUUGCAGGUUUGGGAACAAUGGGACACUUGGAGCGCUUGACCUGCCUGCUGUAACGGGUUUGCAGGUAGAUGAAAAGAAGGACACAGCCCCACAGCGGUCUGGGCUGUGCCUCAGCAUCCAGCAGUCUCUUCCUGGAGGGCUUGCUGACUCACCUGCCCUGAAGCAGCCUGCACCCCACCACUUGUCACACUGCAGACCUACCUUCGACCUCUCCUUGUUUGCUCUGUUGGAGUAAACACCUGAGAUUUGCUCAGCAAAUGGCAUAGCUCUGUACUCUGUGACAAAAGCACUUGUGGGUAACAUCUGUGGGCUGCAUUCCACAGAGACACGAGUGGUGACCAUCGUGAGAUGCACGUUAGUGGGAAAGUGCUGCAACAUCCACUUUGCUUUCCAGAGCUGCAAAAUAUAAUCAUGAUGUAAAUGCCAAGGAUGUAAGCAGCAUGAUGAGUAAUUAAGAGGACACAAAAUCCUUCCUUAUCCUCCUUUCUGUCCCACUCAGAGUCAUUCUGCACACCCACAAAACUAAUACAAGUGGUGUCAGCUGCAGAAUUGCACUAAUUCCUUACUUUCUUCCUUACACUUCUGUCAGUGUGGGUUCUGUUUGUAACAAAAAGAAUGGAUCUCUUCUUCACGUUUUAGGUUGAAAGUAAUUUUUCUCUCUCUGUGGAAUCCACUCCCUGUUUGCAUUCUGAGGUCAGAGUCUGACCCACGCUUUGAAUUUUGUCCUGUCUGCUCUUGGCUCUGGAGGAGGAGGCACAGAGCUCCUCACACCUUCAUGGAUCUGUGCAGGAACUGUGCAAAUCAUUAACUAACGGCAGCUGCAGGAGGAGCUGGUUGCUGAGGGCGAGUGGAGGUCUGCUUUCCAUGUUUAUCACCCCGCAUGUGCAGGAAGGAGAGCAGUGCUGCAGCAGAGGCUGUGCAGCCCUGUGUCCCUUCCAGCACCAAGACAUUGCAGAACAGAGAAGUAAAUUCCAGGGGGAGGAGAGGAAGCAGACAGUGGCAGAAAAGAAUGCUGCUCCUAAACUUCCAGACAAAAUCUUAAUGAACAGAUUCUUUGUGUUGUUUAAGAUCCAGAAGUGUUAAUUGUGAUUACAGCUCUGAGGUACAGGUCCUGAGCUGUGGCUGCAGGAACUUGAUGCAAUUGGAAUAUCUAUUCAAAACUUAGUUUCCCCUGAAAUUAUUUCUCUUAUUAUUAUUUAUGGAUUAUGUGAAAACCUAGAAGGAAGCUCUCAAGAGCACACUCCCAUUUAUUAGCACUGGGGAGCUGCAAGUGUGAGCAGCUCCCAGAGAACGCCUGGGAACAGAAGCAGAGAGGGUGAGGCCGUGGUGUGGGACUCAGGCUGUAGGGCAGCCCUGCAACCAAGCUGCUGCUACUUGGAAAAGAACCCAGCAGGAAGCAAUGAUUUCUAAGAUACAAGUGCAUGAGUGGUUUUGUGUAUGAUUGAUUUUAUUUCUUUCCCAGAAUUGGAGCUGUAGAGUGAAUAAAGUGAAGCUUUUGUUCCAAAGUGAUUGAUGAGUGGGGCUGCCUGUCUGUUCUAUCACAGGUACUUGCUCCCUGGAAAUACCCUACGUAUUUACUAGAAAUAAUUUCUGCUGGCUAAGAGAAAUCAAUUUGUACGUGGAGGAAAAUAUCCGAUUAGGUAAAUAUUUUAAAAUAUGGAAAUACAAAUGUUCUCUCAAUAAUCAGAGAAAGAAUUUCAUAUCUGUAUUUAAGAUCCUCUACAGAGGUUAUGAAACAAGGAGCUUUCAGGUGAUGGCAAUGCUUACAGCAGAACAGGCUGGGAGUGAAGUGUUGGGAAGUUUUAGCCAAAAGCACGGAGCACCAAAUUGUGUCCUUAGGUCAGCACUGUGCCUCUACAUUUGGUAAGGGCGAGUGCCCUGGUGGGAUCGUCUCUCAGAGCUGCAUGGCCUCAUCCUGACCACUCUUUGCUUUCCCCAGUAACAGGAAUUACUACAGACUACAGGGAGGUGAAACAUCCAAGUUGCCAAACCUCUUGCAGUAACUUGGGGGCGUGUUUUAGGAAUCAGAUUCUGCAGUACACCAAGGUGAUGGAAGGCCUUCUUUUCCCAGAGGACAGCGGUGACCCUGCUUCUAACUGCUGUGGUCUGAUGUCAGGGUGCAUUCAGCAACUGGAGCUCCAAGUUGGCAAGUAGGUCCCAAGACAGCCCAGUCAGAUGGCAGCAGUCACACGACAAGAAGUGCUGGGCCUUUACCGCAAGGUGUUCCGAAUCGCCAAGAAAUGGCAGUCAGCGUCGGGACAGGUGGAAGAAACUGCUGCAGAGAGGGAGUACAUUAUAAAAGAAGCCAAAACAUUGUUCCGAAAAAACAAAGAUGUGGCAGAUCCGAAGCUGAUUAAGCAGUGCAUAGAAGAAUGUGAGGCAAGAAUAGAAAUUGGACUUCACUACAACAUCCCCUACCCAAGACCUAUCCAUCUGCCUCCCAUGGGUCUUACCCAGAAAAAAGGCCGUACGUUUCGACACCAGGAAAAGUUGAGGAAGAUUUCUAAGCCAUUAUACCUGAAAUCCCACGAUGAAAUUUCAUAACCCAUCAUUUCAGCUGUGAUGACUGGGAUUGUAGUGCAGGUGGUUUGUGUGUACAGCUGUGAAUGAAGCUGUUCUGGUCACUUGCUCCCACAUUGCCUGAGGCCUCUCCAAAAAGCCACGGAUGUGAUGCAGACAAUGGCCAGGGCUGGGCUGGUAUUUGCUGCAGUUCAGCCACUGACUGAUCAAUAAAAGUGGCACUUGGCAAGGAAUGAGGUGGGAUACUUCAACAUCAGGACGAAUUACAACAGUUUUUCAAAUCCUCUUAAUCCAUAGAAGGAUUCUUCUGUUGUUUGAGGAUUAUAUAUGCUCAGUUAUGAUUCAGGGCAAGGGUCAGCAAAAAGAAAAACGUGCUGGUUUCAUAGUACCUUUAUGAUGCAGUGUAUUUUCUAAAGAGACAGUAGCAAAAGGAUGAAAGGGAUUUCUUUUUUUGUAGAUUGCUCAGCAAUAGCCCAGCCUUAGUGUCAACUCCUUUCCCCAUCCUUCAGAGAGUAGGUGGAUGUGAAAUUCCAUGUUUGGAAUUUGCUACGGAGCAAAAAGCAUAACACUGUGUUGGGUUCCUCUUGUUCUCAUGAAAAACUUUCCCCUCAGGGUAUCGCCACUGGUGAAGCUUAAGCUAGUUGUGGAAUCUCUGCAUUUUCACGUGGUGAGCCUGCCAACAAAACUAGCACCUCAGCCUUCUCAGCAGAUACUGCAGCGUCAGGUUUUAACCUAACGUUGCAGACAGAAUCACAUCUUUAACAGUAAAAGAAACUGUUCAGUCUCCUAUGUUCAGAGAACACUGACCCUGGUGGUGUUCAAGGAACAUUUGGAUGUUGUGUUGAGGGAUAUGGUUUAGUGAGAGCUAUUGGUGAUAGGUGGAUGGUUGGACUGGAUAAUCCUGCAGGUCUUUUCCAAUUUUGGUGUUCCACGAAUGGAAAUGAGAUGGCAGCUUUUUCCCUGGCCGCGAUUACUUUGGCUCUGUUUGAGCCCUCUGCUUCCCAGAUCUCCAGAGGCAAGUUGGCAAAGCCUUCCCUGCUUCAGACUGGGAGUAGUGAUAAGGCCAAGUAGCCCACAAGAGCCACACUGUGCUGGGAGACAUCAUGAGCACAGCCCCCAGCUGCUUGAAGGACGAGAGGCAUGAGCUGCGGCUGCUCCAACCAGAAGGUAGUGGUGGCAACAAAGCACAUUUGCCCAAUGCAGUCUGUAUUAUUUUCCAUUAAUGUAGGCAAAGCUCAAUGAAAUCUCAUUUUCUCAGCUCUCCAACUCCUCCUGAACUCUCCAAGUCCCAACAGAAAGAAGAUGACAGCGAUAUUCUUGUCUGCCUUAAAAAUAGGUUUAAACUGAUGACAUAUGGAACAGAAUGACGGGUCCCCGCAGGGAAUGUACUUAGAAGAAUGAAAAAUUAUCAUUUCAGGCAGGUGAGAAAGUGCAAGGGAACAAGAAGGAGAGCUGGACAUUGUGAUGGGCACUGCCCAGUGUUGGAGGCAGUGCAACAGCCCAGCCCAACUUCUGGCUGCCCUUAAUAGCUCAGCCCACAGAGGUAAAUGUUCCCAGGUUAUUAUUUCCUGGGAAUGCCUCAUGGAAGAGGAACCCUGCACUGAACAUGUAGAACUGUUGUUCUGCCUGUCUGUGUGGGCUCUGCCAAUUCCUACUGCCAGGAAAACACAGAAUAGAACUCCCUUCAUUUAGGAAGAGGGAGAUGAUGGAAGUCAGAGACAGCAAGAAAUAAUAUGAUUAUACGCUGCUUCAUCCUUCAGAAACACUGUUCUCCUGUCCUUAGUUCUGAUAUAUCAGUGUAGGGAGAUAUUAGCUGAGCAAACCAAAAUCACAGAAUCAUAGACUCACCAAGGCUGGAAAUGGUGGAGAGAGAAGGAUUUUGAAUGGAAGCUUAGGCACGUUCUUUGUCAUGAAAUUAUGGCUCGUAUCUUUUUUUAACAAUUUGUAUGGCUAACAAAGUGUGACUCAGCAGGCAAAUAAAUGGUCGUGUAAACGAGCACUCUGAAUUUUCUGUGUUACAGUCACAACUCUUUCCUGAGUGAGCAUCCAUCCCCAAAAUUGCAGACUACUUACAUCAAAUGGAAGUCACAGUAUGAGUUUAGUUCUGAGGGGAAGGAGAACCAGCCUCAAAAGUGCUGUGCUGGGGAGGUCAGAGGAGGCAGAUUUCUCAGCCAGCACUUGUAGUAACUUCCAAGGGCCAUGCAAAUACUGUGAAUACUGUAAUGUGUACUGUUCCUACACAUUAAUUUUAAUUGCAGAAGAUGUCCUAAAAUGUCUCCUAGUUCCUCAGAGUCUGUGGUGCACUGGAUUCCUGCACUUCUUCAACUCUCCCUUACUCUCCUUCCAGUAAAUUCUGCCUGUUCCCUGUGCAUCGCUCUACUUGGAGGGUCUGAAAGCAGUUUAGAAUAACAACUGUCAGGUUCACUUGAUAUUAUUUCUGAAGAAAAGCUGAGCUGCCUGGACAACUGCAGGUGAACAGGUCGGCAGCACAGGUGUGGUUUGUGCAUACAACAUCUGGCCUGGAAUAUCUGAGUGUCUUCUUCCUGGAAAUCCUCACUCCACCAAGAGAAAGGUUACAGAUAGCCAAGGACUUAGGAGCCCAGCCUGAGCACUAACGUUAGCAACGAAGCACAUCAGUGCAUCUGAGACGUGGCACCCGCUUACCUGAUGUGCCCAAGUUGCAUUUCUAGGGGAGAAAAAACUCUCCUUACACUGUGGCAGUGAUACGAUCUGUUCCAAGGGAAGUGUCACAGGUGAGAAGGAAUAAGUCGUCUGAUGCAUCCUAGUGAUGCAUGUUUGCUGCUGUAACACACUUAGAUCCUGUUUAUGGCCCCACUGCCUGUCAGAACUGAUACCAGUAAUAUUCAUCUUUUAUCCACAGACAGAAUGCCACUUAUCUGAUCAUCCUGUAUUUUCAGGUUCCGAAGUAUGAAUUACAGGAGGGACCUUCAAGAUCUGCACCUGUCACUAAUAUUUCUAAUUAUCCAAAUAUUCUAGCUUGCAGGAGCUUGUCAGAAGAACCUGGGGCCUUUUUGCCUUCUCAUUGUAUCAUUUUCUCUUUUCGUAACCCAACAAGUAUAGAAUCAGAGGCAGUACUUUCUACUUCUGAAACAUCUUUUUGUACAGAAAAGGUGUAAGAAAGUUUGGUCUCCUGAGAAAACAUUCUGGCCCUGCCUGUUCAGCAUCCCUCACUGAACUUCCCUCUGAUGUUUUUGAGGAAGGAAUGCUUUUGUUCUGUAAUGCCUGUAUACAGUAUUCCCUUAUCUGCCUUGAGUUAUUAGUAAGGCUGAGAAUUUAGAUUUUCAAAAAUACAGAUAUUUUCCUCUUCUGGUUUGUAAUAAGAGUUUCAAAUUGAGAAAUACUAAGCCUGCAGAGCUAGAUAUUCUGCUACUGCCAUUACAUGGAAUUUCAGCUGUCCACCUUCUUUCCUAUUUUCAUAAUGGAAUUAAAGUGAGUCCAACUAA
Molecule: messenger RNA, 6463 nt
Organism: Tympanuchus pallidicinctus (lesser prairie-chicken)
Lineage: Eukaryota; Metazoa; Chordata; Aves; Galliformes; Phasianidae
Gene: LYRM1
Product: LYR motif containing 1
Exons: 4
Coding region: 2655-3023 (122 amino acids)
Cellular component (GO): mitochondrion
Source: RefSeq, a predicted model, not a curated record